GUUUCCCGUCUGAAGAGGAGUUGGGAGACGGUGGAGGAGGAGGGUGACGCAUCGGGCGGAGAGCGGCGAAGUGAGGGUUUGUUGCAGAAGCAAUUGGCGUUUGGGGGGAAAAUAUGGAACAAAAGUGGGGAAGAAGACAACCCGAGACCCAAACAGUGUGCUGAUGGUGAUGACAUUGAUCUGGAUUUGACUGUUACUGACUCGCCCAAGUGAAGCUGCCAAAUUGACACAAAUAGAGGGGAACCUUGAUGUACACAGGAAGAAGGAAGUGGAGUACCUCAAGUGGAAGGAGGUGUUUGGCUCAUGAACACCGUGCAGGCCUGUUGCUUCAGAUUACAUCUUUCUGAGCUCUACGUUCUUUAUGUGUUAAUAUUCAAGCCAAAGUGGAUUUGCUGAAUGAAGUGAGCCAACCCCUCCCCGUCUCUGGUAACGGUUCAGACGGUGGUGGGGUUGGCGACAGUGAAGAUGAUGGAUCAGCUCCGAGUCCACAGAGUGAAGCGGUCACAAAUGAACUGCAAGAGCUCACGCUGCAGUCAAGCAAUGGCCUCUCUCCUUUGAACAAGAGGAAAAAUGAGCACUCCUCUGAAACUGGCCCUCAGAUGGAAGGGCAGGCGAACGAGGGGCAGACCUCACCACGCCUUAGACGCCAGUGCCACUCCACGUUCACCCAACAGGAGGAGAGGUUGCUACAAGUAUUGCAACUGAAGCUUCAGCAACGGCGGACGCGUGAAGAGCUGGCCAGCCAGGGAAUCAUGCCACCUCUGAAGAGCCCUGCUGCAUUUCACGAACAGAGGAGAAGCUUGGAGAGGGCACGGACUGAAGACUAUUUAAAGAGAAAGAUACGGUCACGUCCAGAGAGAGCAGAAUUGGUCAGAAUGCACAUACUGGAAGAAACUUCAGCAGAGCCCUCCCUACAAGCCACGCAGAUGAAGCUGAAGCGGGCGAGGCUGGCCGAUGACCUGAACGAGAAGAUUGCACAGCGCCCUGGUCCCAUGGAGCUUGUGGAAAAGAACAUCCUGCCCGUGGAUUCCAGUGUCAAAGAGGCCAUCAUAGAUAAUCAUGUGCCGUACUCUGCACUGGCAGACAACUCAUCGUUUGACGAAGACAGCAGUGAUGCCCUUUCACCAGAGCAGCCAGGAAGUCAGGAGUCUCUCGGGUCAUUGCCGUCCCCUACAGAAGCAAAGUCUGUUGAUCAACAUCAGGCCCUCCCCACUUCUCCAACCCAGUAUCUUGUGUCAUUGCCAACUGGAGCAGAAUUGAACAAGUUCAGGACAUUGUCUGACCAGCAGAUUGCAAAAUUGGCAAAUGGUGUGUCAUCUCCAGCUGCUAAGCCUGCACCAACGCUCAUUAAACAAAGUCAGCCCAAGAUGGCACGUGACAAGAACCAGCGGAACAAGAAGCCGAAGGAGCCGAAAUCCCGGGUGAAGAAGCUCAAGUACCACCAGUACAUGCCGCCAGACCAGAAACUGGAGAAGGCUACGCUGCCUCUGGACACUGCCUACUCCAAACUGCUCCAGCAGCAGCAGCUUUUCCUCCAGCUCCAGAUACUGUGCCAGCAGCAGCAGCAUUACAACUACCAGACCAUCCUGCCCGCUCCGCCAAAACAGAACAAUGAGCACCAAGCCAGCAGUGGUUCUACGCCGGUGAGGCCUCUGACCAAUAGCACCUCAUCAUCAGGGCCAGGGGUUCUGCCUCGGCAGAACAGCUGCACAAGCACCAUCAAACCACCAGCAAGUCUGCCCUCAAACCUUGACGAUCUGAAGGUGGCCGAGCUGAAGCAGGAGCUAAAGCUACGGGCACUGCCCGUGUCGGGAACCAAAACCGACCUGAUUGAAAGGCUGAGGAACUACCAGGAGCAGGCAAGGGUGGGAGGUGGGCCUGCCGUCCCCACCCCAGUGCCCACCGUCUCCAAGACAGUCCCUCUCGUCUCCAAGCCCACUGAGUUGGUAGUGGCCUUCACACCCGUCCCCGUGCCCACCACCACGACCACUGCUGCCGCCACCGUCCGCUCUGGCGAGAUAGUGCUCACCCCUGCGGCCAAGCCAGCUGCCCCCGCCUCUACCCCUCCGGUGUCGCCGGCACCCUCUGACCGCUCGGUGCAGAGCAUGGAGGACAGCACCCCGCCCGAGCUGCUGGCCGAGUCUGCCCAGACCUCGCCCAUGCAGGUGGCGUGCAAGGAGGAGGUUCCCUGCCUCAACGGCGUGAGCAGCCACGUCACACUGGCACCCAGCGCCAUCCGCCGCGGCGGCCCAGAUGCCAAGGACCCGCAGGCCACCAUCAAGGACCGGAUGUUGCAGGAGAAGGACAAGCAGAUCGAGGAGCUGACCAGGAUGCUGAGGCAGAAGCAGCAGCUGGUGGAAGCUCUCCGCCUGCAGCUCGACCAGGAGAAACGCACGCAGCAGCAGCAGCAGCCCGCCCCCUCCCAGCUCCCGAACCCCCCUGUUUCCCGGGACUCCAUCGCCGUCAAGCAAGAGAACCCGCCCUCCAGCUGCUCCCUCUCAGGCAAGUCCAACCCUUCUGGCCCACCUCCCAGCCAAGCCAAGCCCCCCAGGACGAGCCCCAGCCCCACUGGCACUAUCGGGCCCAAGCCGCUGCCGAUCAAGACGGUGACAGUGAAGCAGGAAGGAGGCAGGGGCGGCUGCCAACAGCCAGCGCCAGCCAUACUGCUGAGCUCAUCGCAGCCAAACCGGGUGACCACCGGCCUGCUGAGAACAAUUGCCCAGGCACAGACCCCUGGUCUGCUGACAAACGGAGCCGGCCCGCACAUCCUCCUCACCGUGACUCCGCAGAAGACGGACGUGGAAAGCGCACCCCCCCCAGCAAGCCCCACCAAGGAUCAGCCGACAGCACAGGCAGUGACGUCUUCCCCCUCCCAGCAACAGGCACAGCAGACUACACCCACCACUCAGUCAAAGCAGGAGCCACAAACGGAAACGAUGACCCAGACAGGAAAGAAGGACCAGAAAGUGGGUCUGCAGCUGAUCACUGGGACAUCUGGUGCUGUGCUGUCAUACGCCCUCUCGCCCCAAAACCUGCAGCCAUUCUUUCCAAACAAUGUGACGGAAAGCUCUUUACAGACGAGGGUGAAUAACGAAUCUAGCUCCCCGCACAAGGAGAACUCCAGAAGCCAGGAGAUGGAUGAUUUGUUUGACAUCCUCAUUGAAAGUGGAGAAAUCUCCGUCAAUGCCAAGGACGCUACCACCUCUUUAAACACGCCGUCUCCGCAGAGUGUCUCGCCCACGCUCGCCGCGUCUUCACCACAAGCUUCUCUCAAAGUGGAGCCGCCGUCUCCGCAGCUGUUGCUGGAGCCCAUCACUGACAGUCAGUUCAGUAACCAAGAGAGCCGGCUCGAGGACUUCCUAGUAAGCACAACCGGCGUCCCGUUGUUAUCGGUUGACCAUGAUGGGACUCAGCCUCUGUCGCUCAUCGACGACCUACACAAUCAGAUGCUGAGCAGCUCCAGUAUACUGGAGCACCCGCACUCUCCCAUGGACACCUCGGAUAUGCACUUCACCACCGACAGCACCUGCCUGACCCUGGACCUUGCUGACACUAACCUGGACAGUAUGGAGUGGCUGGAUCUUACUAUGGGUGGCUCCUCGGUGGGUCUGGCUCCUCUGAGCUCUGUGUCCCACAGUGUCUUCUCUACUGACUUCCUAGACAGUCACGACUUGCAUUUACACUGGGAUUAACACCAGCAGCCAAAACGUUGGGGGGCGAUCCUUCGCAAAGCCUCUUGAUCAGUGUGGAACUUUAGUGCACUGGUGCCGAAUCAGGUUGAGUGUCCUCGAGCGUGCUUCUUCGCUGUCACCUUAACUGAGCAGGAUCUGCACACGAGUCAGCAAUGCACGUCCUCUUGUGAAGCAUCAGAGGGUCUUCUCUGUUCAAGAGUCACAGGCAAAGACGGGCUGGAGCACGCAGCUGUAACUCUGAGCCCGACCACUGCUGCUGGGGGAUUUCAGAUCAGAGGAUGGACUUUUUAAAAAAUUAACCAGACCACAAUGGAGUCUUUUGAUCUAAGCCUUCACAUAGCUUCUGGGCUGGACCUGCAGAGAGAGGGUUCCCCCUCCCAGCGCACAUUAACACUUAGUUUCUCCAUUGCCAAGCCUGUCUCUUUGCACUGAUUGGGGCAAGUAAAUGUUUUUUUUUAAAAACAGGAACCCAAAGGUACAUUAACUGAGUUAAAAAUGGAAAGUCACCACUAAACCUCCCCACCAGUCCAGCCCGUUGAAGACAAGUCUGAAUGUUAUUGUGGUCUGUCUCCAGAGCACGUGUCUCGGUCUGUGAUGAUGUUGCCCUAAGAUCAUAAACUAAGGCCUGUGUUUGUGACUGGUUUGGAUUGUGACCACAGCGUUUUGGCUUGUUGUGAAAUAGUUUAUUUCUUGCCCAGCAACCCCAGCAGUGUUUGCUUUAGUCUGAGGAGAGGAGUUGAAUUUAGCCCUGGACAGCUUUCACCAGGCCCCUAAUGUGCCAUUCAUUCUCAGGCGGAUUUUCAGUUGGACUAUUGGAUCAGGUGAGUGCUGUCUCCAGCACGCCCCAAGGAUAGCUGCGACUUUCCCCAAAGGUUUUCCACAUCGGAGAGCACCAAGUUCCAUUCUGUCCACUUAAUCUAUUACUGUAACCAAGAGGUCUGAGUUGAACUAGGAGAGGGUCACAAUUGUCCAGUGCUGUCUUUGUGGCAUUGACACCACAUCUACGUCCUGGGGCUGUUGGUUACUCAUAACAAGCUUUCAACGGCCAGCUGGCAUCUCAGAGUCAGGUCAACGGCCAGCUCAGAGUCAACGGCCAGCUGGCAUCUCUUUGGCCCUUUUGGUUUGAGGGUGUGGGGCUGUAUGUCUGUCUACCCUCUCCUCGUCAACCAGAGAUGUGUCAUCUCCGCAGGGUAUCCUUCAGCCUCCCGCGCGCCUCACCCUUCAAACCAGGAAGGGAGCCUGAGAAGCUGAGAGUUCAGUGUCAGAAAGGGCCGUGAAUUGCCGCAGUAUUUCUUAAAAGUGAACAAAAAAAGGUGUUUUAAAAUCCGCUGCAAGGAGGAAAAAUUGUCCUUCUUGCCAGCUACAUGAAGAUUUUUUUUUAAACUGUAAAGAUACAAUCAUUUAGAAUGUAAACUGAAAUUGCAUACUGUAAUAUAUGCACUUGAAGUCAUAUCUGUGUAUGAGUUACAUAGCUAUGUUCCGCUAUGUUAUUAUAAAUCACUGAUUACAUAACACUGGUGUAAGGGGCCCACUUUUGACAACAAGCCUUGAAAGUGACAACUUGUCCAGCCUAGUGAAUAGCAGUUAAAUUUUGCCUCAGUGGGUUUCUGGUACAGAGCUUGUGCGACUCCCCGGUGUAUUCAACUUCACACUGUGAGUUAUAGCAUGACCAAGCUAAUGCAUUUUCAUUCGGAACCAAGAGAUUUUGGUUGGGAAUGGAACAGCAUUAAUUUGGGAACAUGGAAGGAUUAUGUGCUUAGUUCUAGAUUAUUUACACUAAUCUGAAGGAAUCUUAAGAGGAACAAGCCUUUGGAAGUUUGGAAAGAGUGACAAAGAGGUGGAAAUUGCCUUGAAUUCCUUGUUUCUUUCACAUUAAAUUAGAGUUACCAGGCAUUGUAUUGUGUUCUGGACAAUGCUGUGAUUUUUUUUGUUUAUAUUAUAUAUAUUCUUGAAACAUU
This is a messenger RNA of Hypanus sabinus (Atlantic stingray), 5650 nucleotides long. Its product is annotated as myocardin-related transcription factor A-like. Bases 600 to 3692 code for a protein of 1030 amino acids. NCBI's taxonomy places the organism in Eukaryota, Metazoa, Chordata, Chondrichthyes, Myliobatiformes, Dasyatidae. The transcript has 19 exons. The record is from RefSeq and is a predicted model, not a curated record. Gene Ontology annotation, biological process: smooth muscle cell differentiation.